Molecule: messenger RNA, 2757 nt
Organism: Abrus precatorius (Indian licorice)
Lineage: Eukaryota; Viridiplantae; Streptophyta; Magnoliopsida; Fabales; Fabaceae
Product: pentatricopeptide repeat-containing protein At5g27110-like
Exons: 1
Coding region: 1-2757 (918 amino acids)
Biological process (GO): RNA modification
Molecular function (GO): RNA binding; protein binding
Source: RefSeq, a predicted model, not a curated record
AUGAUUCUCCCCAAUUGUUUUUUCACCAAUUUCAUUCAAACCAAGCGUGUCUCUCCCUUGUUCUCAUUGUUUUUCAGAACCCACUUCACCAAUUCACACAUCAGACCAAUUCUGACAAGAACGCAACAAUUUCAUUCAAAAACAUCCCCAGAACUUCGAAACAAACGGGAAUUUUGCUUCCAAGACUGUGUCCCCCUCUUGCAGCAUUUGAGAGACCACAAAGACGAAAACAGUGGAAGAACCCUUCAUUCUCUUUUCGUUAAAAGCGCCCUUGACAAGGAUGAAUUUGUACAAAACAAUAUGGUUAGAUUUUAUGGCGAUAUUGGAGAACUCGAGAAUGCACACAAAUUGUUUGGUGAAAUUCCUCAACCGAGUUUGAUCUCUUGGACCAGCAUGGUCUCUUGUUAUGUCAACGUGGGGCAACAUGAAAUGGGUCUAAGCUUGUUUCGUGGCUUAUGUCGGUCGGGGAUGCACCCAAAUGAGUAUGGUUUCUCGGUGGCACUCAAGGCUUGCAGGGUGAUGUGUGAUCCUGUGAUGGGGAAGCUCAUUCAUGGGUUGAUACUCAAAUGUGGGUUUGAUUCGCAUAGCUUUUGCAGUGCUUCAAUUCUUCACUUGUAUGCUGAUUGUGGUGAUGUUGAGAAUUCGAGAAAGGUUUUUGAUGGGGUUUGUUUUGGUGAAAGGUGUGAGGCACUGUGGAAUACUUUGCUGAACGCUCAUGUCGAGAUGUCUGAUGUGGAGAGCUCUCUGAAGUUGUUUAAUGAGAUGCGGCACUCUUCCGUGUCGCCGAAUCAUUUUACUUACACCAUUUUUGUUAAACUCUGUGCUGAUGUGUUGGAUGUUGAACUUGGAAGGUCUGUUCAUGGCCAGGCUGUGAAGAGUGGAAUUGAAAAUGAUGUUGUGGUGGGUGGGGCUCUUGUUGACUGCUAUGUUAAACUGGGAUUAUUUAAUGAUGCUUGUAAAGUGUUUCAAAUUCUUGAAGAGAAGGAUAAUGUGGCAAUCUGUGCUUUACUUGCUGGCUUUAAUCAGUUUGGAAAAUCAAAGGAAGGAUUUUCCUUAUAUGUUGACUUUCUUUAUGAAGGGAAUAAACCAGAUCCAUUUACUUGUGCAAGUGUUGUUAGUUUGUGCUCAAAUUUGGAGACAGAGCUUUCUGGUACUCAAGUUCACUGUGGUUUCAUCAAACUUGGCUUUAAGAUGGAUUCAUAUAUUGGCAGUGCCUUUAUCAACAUGUAUGGAAACUUUGGCAUGAUAUCCGAUGCUUAUAAAUGUUUUCUUGCUAUUCACAUUAAGAAUGAAAUAUGUAUAAAUGCCAUGAUGAAUAGUUUAAUUUUCAAUUCUUAUGAUUUGAAAGCUUUAGAGCUGUUCUGUGGGAUGAGGGAAGUUGGUAUUGCCCAAACCAGUUCUUCAAUCAUUUAUGCUCUGCGUGCUUGCGGGAACCUUUUUAUGCUAAAAGAAGGAAGAUCUGUUCAUUCGUAUUUGAUUAAAAAUCCUUUUGAAGAUGACUCUAGGUUGGGCACUGAAAAUGUUCUUCUAGACAUGUAUGUUAGAUGUAGAGCUGUUAAUGAUGCAAAAUUGAUUUUCAAAAAGAUGCCAAGACAAAAUGAGUUUUCCUGGACUACUAUCAUAUCUGGAUGCAGUGAAUCAGGGCACUCUGUAGAAGCUCUGGGGAUCUUCCGCGAUAUGCUUCUAUAUUCAAAACCUAGUCAGUUCACCUUAAUUAGUGCUAUUCAGGCAUGUGCAGAAAUAAAGGCACUUGAAGUAGGAAAACAAGUCCAUUGUUAUAUCAUGAAAGUAGGAUUUGGAUAUUAUCCUUUUUUGGAAAGUGCCCUGAUUAACAUGUAUGCAGUGUUUAAACAUGAAACUUUGAAUGCUUUACAGGUAUUCUUGUCCAUGAAAGAGCAAGAUCUUGUCUCAUGGAGUGCCAUGUUAACUGCAUGGGUCCAAAAUGGUUUUCAUGAAGAAGCACUUAAGCUUUUCACAGAAUUCCAAACUGUUCCCAUUUUUCAGGUUGAUGAGUCUAUCAUAUCCAGCUGUAUCUCAGCAGCUGCUGGCUUAUCAGCAUCAGACACAGGCAAAUGUUUCCAUUCCUGGGUUAUCAAAACUGGCCUUGAGGUUAAUCUACAUGUGGCUUCUUCCAUUAUAGACAUGUAUAGUAAAUGUGGAAACAUAAAAGAUGCCAUCACGUAUUUCAAUACCAUCAGUCACCAUAAUUUAGUAACAUGGACGGCCAUGAUAUAUGGAUAUGCUUAUCACGGGCGUGGAAGAGAAGCUAUUGACCUGUUUAACAAGGCUAAAGAAGCUGGGUUGGAACCUGAUGGUGUCACCUUUGCUGGGGUUUUAGCUGCAUGUAGUCAUGCAGGACUAGUGGAGGAAGGUUGCCAAUAUUUUGAGUACAUGAGAAGUAAAUACAGCUAUGAAGUGACCAUAAAUCAUUAUGCCUGCAUGGUUGAUCUUUUUGGUCGAGCUGCAAAAUUGGAAGAAGCAGAAGCUUUGAUAAAGGAAGCUCCAUUUCAGUCAAAAUCUCUUCUAUGGAAGACUUUCCUAGGUGCGUGCUCUAAACAUGAAAAUGCUGACAUUGGAGACAGAAUAUCAAACUUGCUUGCUGGUAUAGAAUUGAAUGAACCGUCAACCUAUGUUCUACUGUCUAACAUUUAUGCAUCAGCAUCAAUGUGGAAAAGUUGCACAGAGUUGAGAAACAAAAUGGUAAAAGGGAGUGUUACAAAGCAACCAGGUAGUAGUUGGAUUCAAUUGGCUGGUUAA